UGGAGUUGGAUAGUCAGUGCGAAUCAAGCCUUUACAUCCUAAGAAAUACUUGGCUUGGAAAAAAUAAAAGUUUCCAACCUUUGUUUGAAAAUUUCCUUAUAAAUUUAUUCCAACGGUAAGGACGAUGAAGAACCCAUCAUCUCUAAUAAUUCUGACACUUUGCACAUUUUGCUGGCACUCCUCCCACUCGAAGCCACUUAGCUUGGACAAUGGUCUAGAUGUUGAACUCAUCGACAACGGGACAACUUACAAACUGACGAGCAUGCAGGAUGGAAUGGUCAUCACUGUACUUCCAGGCGGUACCGUCAUUACGGAUGAAUGGAAAGGUCACGAAGAGCAGAAAUGGACUAUAUUUGAGCAUCCCAGGGAUCAUCUUGCUCUGGUGUUUGUCAACUACGCCGUGCCAUACAAUGACCUCAGUGGUUACGAAGAACUAGAAGAUAAUCCGGGGAUCUUCCCCCGACCUCUGACCCUCAAUAAACACAGGAUCAUGCCGGAUCUGAAAAGGGAACAUGCUGUUCAACUGCAGGAAGACCACUUCCCCGUUCCAUGGCAAAUUAUUAUCAGGAAUCGUUGGUGUCUGCAAAACAACGGGCAAUACAGACAACUGGAUAUCGAUGAUUGUGAGUACGAUCCGGCCCCUUGGCAAUAUUGGGAAUUAAGCAUUGUUCCACUUGGACAACCUGAGGAUUUGUCCUGAUCUCUUCGACCUAUGUCGUAAUCGUCUUCUAAAAUGCAUACUCAUCUACAUUUAAUUUAUUAUAGCGUAAUCUCUUGUUUUCUCCAUUUUUAUACACCUACUUAUAAAACUUAAGCAAAUUAAACGAAAUGUUAACCAAA
This is a messenger RNA of Folsomia candida, 840 nucleotides long. RefSeq lists its product as uncharacterized. Lineage: Eukaryota; Metazoa; Arthropoda; Collembola; Entomobryomorpha; Isotomidae. The transcript has 5 exons. The record is from RefSeq and is a predicted model, not a curated record. The coding region runs from base 125 to 700 and encodes 191 amino acids.